AUGUCAAACUCAUUGAAGGCGUUGGAUAAGAGGUUUGCCAAGAGAAGACAGGUGUACAAACCCAUCCUGGAAUCUCCCUUCACUAACGAAUUAAACUCAUGGCCGCACCUAAAGGAUCAGAAAUUCGUUGUUCAACUGUUGAAGAAUACAAUAUUGAACAAAUGUAAGCAUUUAAACGAAUCCUCAGUGCCUAUAAGCCAGUGGCCAUGGGACAUUCUUAUCAAUUAUAACGAGAUCGUUUCGUAUUUGUCGAAAACAGAACCCUCCUGCAACGUUAUAUUAUUUGUCUGUAACAAAGACCAGGAUAUUCCCUCCAUUUUAUUGCAACAGAUACCUAUCCUAAGCUACAUUUCCAAGACCAAAGUCACGUUGGUUCAGCUCCCUAAGGGAUCAUUAGAUCUUCUUAGGGAUGCCAUUCGCGAUAAGGAUAUAGAUAAUGGAUUACUAUUGAUCCAAUGCAAUGACAAGUUGGAUUCCACAUUCUUGACCCAAAUUGAAUCUCAAAUGGAUACCAAUGAGCAAGCAUCAAAGUUCCCCUGGUUGGAUAAUUUACAAUAUAAACCAACCAAUAUCAAAUUACUGAAAUCUACUAUCCCUUUACAAAGUAAAAUUCCGAAAAAAAGCCAGACACCGCACCAGAAAUAA
Messenger RNA from Naumovozyma castellii, 645 nucleotides. It is a transcript of the gene POP3, whose product is annotated as Pop3p. Lineage: Eukaryota; Fungi; Ascomycota; Saccharomycetes; Saccharomycetales; Saccharomycetaceae. Bases 1 to 645 code for a protein of 214 amino acids. The record is from RefSeq and is a predicted model, not a curated record. The transcript has a single exon.